CAUCCAGCCAUGGGGGACAUGAAAACCCCAGAUUUUGAUGACCUUCUGGCUGCUUUUGACAUCCCAGACCCCACCAGCCUUGAUGCCAAGGAGGCCAUCCAGACCCCCAGUGAGGAAAAUGAGAGUCCUCUUAAACCUUCAGGCAUGUGUAUGGAUGAGAGUGUGUCCUUGUCUCACUCAGGAUCAGCCCCAGAUGUGCCAGCCGUGAGUGUCAUUGUCAAGAACACUAGCCGCCAGGAGUCAUUUGAAGCAGAAAAAGACCACAUCACUCCCAGCCUUCUACACAAUGGAUUCCGGGGCCCGGACCUGCCUCCAGAUCCCCAUAACCUGGGACACAACUGUGGGAAGUUCGACUCCACUUUCAUGAAUGGAGACAGUGCCAGGAGUUUUCCUAGCAAGCUGGAACCGCCCAAGUCAGAGCCAUUACCAACCUUUAACCAGUUCAGUCCCAUCUCCAGCCCUGAACCUGAGGAUGCCAUCAAAGACAACGGGUUUGGGAUGAAGCCCAAGCACUCUGACAGUUAUUUUCCACACCCUCCUGGGUGCGGGUCUGUGGGUGGCUCAGACUUGGAAGCUCUGGGUAAGUUUCCAGUCCCAGAGCUGCAUAUGUUUGAUCACUUUUGUAAGAAAGAAGCAAAGCCAGAACCUCUGCUCUUGGGGGGCCAGCAGGAACAUGAGCUAAGUGGGCAGAAGGCAGUAGAACCUCACAAGGAACUGGAUGCCAGUCGAUUGUUUGGGGAAGCUUUGGAAUUCAACAGCCACCCCAGCAACAGCAUCGGAGAGCCCAAAGGGCUUGCCCCAGAGCUUGGUACCUGCUCAUCAGUACCCCCUCGGCAGCGUCUUAAGCCGGCUCACUCCAAACUGUCCUCUUGUGUUGCAGCCUUGGUGGCACUGCAGGCCAAAAGAGUGGCCAGUGCCACGAAAGAGGAUCAGUCUGGUCAUACAAAGGAUCCCUCAGGGCCUACUAAAGAGGGUUCUAAAGGCAGCCCCAAAAUGCCCAAGUCACCAAAGAGUCCCCGGAGCCCUCUGGAGGCCACUAGAAAAAGUAUCAAGCCAUCCGACAGCCCUCGGAGCAUCUGCAGUGACAGCAGCAGCAAAGGCUCCCCUUCUGUGGCUGCCAGUUCCCCACCAGCAAUUCCCAAAGUCAGAAUCAAAACCAUUAAGACAUCAUCAGGGGAAAUCAAACGGACUGUCACAAGGAUCCUGCCAGACCCUGAUGAUCCAAGUAAGUCCCCUGUUGGGUCACCUCUAGGGAGUGCCAGUGCCGAGGCCCUGAGCGAGAUGCCAGGGGAUGAGGGCACUCCCCUGCCUGCAGAGGAGCACUUUCCUGAGGUGGACACAAAUGCAGGGAGUCCUCAGGGUGACAGGAAAGGGGAUGAGAGCAUGACCAAGGUGAGUGAGUCUUCGUCUUCCUGCUGCAGCUCUGGGCCCCGGGUUCCAAAGGGGACUGCCCCAGGCUCAUACAUGGGCAAAAAGCAACAGCAAAGCUCAGCACUGCAGGCCUCCAGCCUGACUUCUGCCAACCUCCUGCCCAAAGCCGUCCACUUGGCUAAUCUGAACCUGGUCCCCCACAGUGUUGCUGCAUCAGUGACGGCCAAGUCCUCGGCACAGAGGCGGAGCCAGCCACAGCUCACGCAAAUGUCAGUGCCCCUUGUCCACCAGGUGAAGAAGGCCGCCCCACUGAUUGUGGAGGUCUUCAACAAGGUCCUCCACAGCGCCAACCCUGUGCCCCUCUAUGCACCAAACCUCAGCCCACCUGCGGACAGCAGGAUCCACGUUCCGGCCAGUGGGUACUGCUGCCUGGAGUGUGGAGACGCAUUUGCCUUAGAGAAGAGCCUGAGCCAGCACUAUGACCGGCGGAGCGUCCACAUUGAGGUGCUGUGCACUCUGUGCUCUAAGACACUGCUCUUCUUCAACAAAUGCAGCCUGCUCCAGCACGCCCGUGACCAUAAGAGCAAGGGGUUUGUCAUGCAGUGCUCCCAGCUGCUCGUGAAGCCCAUCUCUGCGGACCAAAUGUUUGUGUCAGCUCCCAUGAACUCCACAGCACCAGCAACCCUGGCUCCCUCAUCCUCCCCCAAACCUGGUCUCACUUCGGGCAGUGCCAGCCCUCCUCCUCCAGCCAUGCCACUCUACCCAGACCCUGUGAGGCUUAUCCGGUACGGACUCAAGUGUUUUGAAUGUCACAAGCAGAUGCAGGACUACAUUGCCCUGGCUGCACAUUUCCAGAGGAUGACAGAGGAAACCGAGGGGCUGACUUGCCAGGUAUGCCAGAUGCUGUUGCCCAACCAGUGCAGUUUCUGUGCCCACCAACGGAUCCACGCACACAAGUCCCCCUACUGCUGCCCAGAGUGUGGGGCUCUCUGUCGUUCCGCUUAUUUCCAGACCCAUGUAAAGGAGAAUUGCCUGCACUAUGCCCGCAAGGUGGGCUACAGGUGUAUCCACUGUGGUGUUGUCCAUCUGACCUUGGCCUUGCUGAAAAGCCACAUCCAGGAGCGGCACUGCCAGGUUUUCCACAAAUGUGCAUUCUGCCCUAUGGCCUUCAAGACUGCCAGCAGCACUGCGGACCACAGCACCUCCCAGCAUCCCACCCAGCCCCACAAACCCUCCCAGCUCAUCUAUAAGUGCUCCUGUGAAAUGGUCUUCAACAAGAAGAGGCACAUCCAGCAGCAUUUUUACCAGAAUGCCAGCAAGGCGCAAGUGGGUGUCUUCAAGUGCCCUGAGUGCCCACUCUUGUUCCCGCAAAAGCCGGAGCUGAUGCAACAUGUCAAGAGCACCCACGGUGUUCCUCGAAACGUGGACGAGCUGUCAAGCCUCCAGUCUUCAGUGGACACGUCCUCAAGUCGCCCUGGCUUUCGAGUUCCCACUGAGCCUCCAGCAACUAGUGUGGCUGCUCGGGGCAGCUCUCUGUCCUCUAGUCGCUGGGGCAGGACUGAAGCCCACCGCAGGGCAGAAGCCAGGCCCCGACUGAGGAACACUGGCUGGACCUGCCAGGAGUGCCAGGAAUGGGUUCCCGAUCGGGAGAGCUACGUGUCCCACAUGAAAAAGAGCCAUGGACGUACGUUGAAGCGGUACCCAUGUCGGCAGUGUGAGCAGUCCUUCCACACCCCUAAUAGCCUGCGCAAACACAUCCGCAACAACCAUGACACAGUAAAGAAGGUCUACACUUGUGGGUAUUGUACGGAAGACAGCCCCAGUUUCCCUCGGCCCUCCCUCCUGGAGAGCCACAUCAGCCUUAUGCAUGGUAUCAGAAACCCUGAUUUGAGCCAGACGUCCAAAGUCAGACCUCCAGGUGGGCCUCCCUCUCAGGUGAACCAUCUGAAAAGACCAGUCAGCAGAACAGGGGAUGCUCCAGGCACCACCAAUAGUGCGACUGUCUCUUCCUCCAAAAGACACAAGUCCCUUUUUCAGUGUGCAAAAUGUAGCUUUGCAACAGACUCAGGGCUCGAGUUUAAGAGCCACAUACCUCAGCACCAGACGGACAACUCCACAGCCCAGUGUCUUCUCUGUGGCUUGUGCUACACCUCUGCCAGCUCCCUCAGCCGCCACCUCUUCAUUGUCCACAAGAUGAGAGACCAGGAGGAGGAAGUAGAGGAGGUGGCAGAGCCGGCAGUAGAGGUGGCAGAGCCAGAAGAAGGCUCCGGGGAGGAGGUGGCCAUGGAUACCAGGGAGAAUGGACUGGAAGAAUGUGCUGGCGGGCCUUUGUUGGCUGACCCAGAGGCAAGGAGACCACUGGGUUCGGCCCCAGAGGAGGAUGCUGCCCAAGAUGCUCAGAGUCAACUACAGGCCUCUCAGAACCAGGACAGCCAUGCACCAUCCCCUUAG
Messenger RNA from Orycteropus afer afer, 3822 nucleotides. It is a transcript of the gene ZNF592, whose product is annotated as zinc finger protein 592. The record is from RefSeq and is a predicted model, not a curated record. Lineage: Eukaryota; Metazoa; Chordata; Mammalia; Tubulidentata; Orycteropodidae.